CUUAACAGAGGACACUGAUUUUACUGUGACACCUACUAAGGUAAUGCAUUUAUAAUGUGGUUUAAUUCAUGGCUGUAUAAUGCUUGGAACAUCUAAAGAAAUGAUGCUGAUAACUUUAAUUUGAUAACUUUAGCUGAAACAUUUAUAAAUCUCUUUGCAACAUUAUUAAACACAACUGCAAAAUGAAAAUAUGUUUGUUACAUUUUUUUUUUGUUUGUUUGUUUUCUUUGCACUUACACUGCACUGAAUAUUAUUCUUGCAUGAGUGUCAAUCAUUGUUUAUAUUUGUUUGCAUCUGAUGUGCAUCAGUGGCUAAUAGUAAGACAACAACUUACAAACAAUUUUAUUUAUCUGUUGUAGCACUACAGCAAAAGUAUUCAAAUGUUCAGAAGUAAAUCAAGUAAGUCUAAUGGGGGAAAUAGCAGAAUCAAGGAACAGUCUUUUUGAUUAGUCUAAUGACAUACAAUUUUUGAAAGAUUUUAACUAAGCAGCAUCUGUCUUUGUGUUUAAUGUUGAUGGCUUAUUUCUGCAGCACCAACAGCUUUUACAAUGAAUCAGCAAAGGUUGAGGAGUUUUACACUGGUUUCCUGCACAAGUCCCCUGGUUUGUCCAGAUUAUCAAAAGGCUUGGUACACUUACUAUUGCAUUUCAACACAAAAAUGUUUUGCAAAAAUCAUGGAAGCGCCGUUUCUUUGUGCUCUCCAAGAUGGCUGAAAACACCUAUCAACUGGCAUACUUUAAAAACCAUGAAAGAAGGGACAAAUGUGGAGAAAUAGACCUUUCAGAGAUCAGCUACCUCUGUACUGGCCCUCAGAACCAUCACAUGUGGGACUGGAUCCAGAGAAACUUCAAGUGUCCUCCAUCUUCUGUGCUGUUUUUGAGGGUGGAAGACAUUGUUUCAAAAUAUGCAAGAGACUAUUUCCUCAUCGGAGAAAACAGAGAUGAGGUGGAUGGUUUGUGCAGUGCUUUAGUCAAGGUUCUGAAGACUGAGAAACUACAAUACAAUCUGCGAGUACCAGAAGAUAUCCUUCAGUCGCAAAGCAGAUUUAGAUCAAAAUCUGCACCUACUAUCAGUUCAGAAUCCAACUUUCAAGAUUGUGAUAGAAAGAGUGUAACUGAUCUUUGCCCCUAUUGGCCCCAAGUUAGACAGUCUGCACCUCCAUGUUUGUGCACUUCUGUGCCACUAAAGGACGCCCACUAUUAUUAUCCUUGCAAGUUCAGCGUAGAUGCAAUGCCAGCAUCAUUCAAGAUUCAAGAGAGUGAUGAUGAGGAUGAGGAUGAAGACAACAGCGAAUACAUGCCUAUGUCAUCAGUGCAGUUUGUAUAUCAACAAUCCCAGGAGGAGGAGGACAUUGCAUGCUUUCAGACAAAGGAUAGAGAGAUAUAUGCUGCUCCUGUGGACAUUUUGAUGGAUUGUGUUACAAAAACACAAUCUGAGGACACUGAAAAUCUGAGGACACAUCAAAUGUCAUCCACUGACUUUGAAGAGCAGAAAACACCUGAACAAAGGUCAAAUAUGAUGAACUACAGUACAAUACAAAACAUCCUGUUCUCUUCCACCAGUUCUUCCCACGAUUUGUGCAGUGCUGCAGUCAACCAGGACAAGAACAAUAAAUCGGAAUGUGAAACACACAUACCUGUUGAGAAGGAGAUCUGCAUUAGUCAAAAUGACCUGAAAAACAGCCUGAUCUUCACACAGGAAGAAGGCAAACCACGUGUGUCUGAGUGUAGGCAGAUUGAGAACUCAUGUCCAUUCCAUAAGGGGGAUCAGAUCUUGGCCUUCAAUGACCUGCUAAUAGACACAGUGGAGGAGAUACACACAUACCUAAAAAGGCUGAGCAAGGAUGAGGUAAAACUGACUGUUCUACGGCAUCCAGGAUCCCUGCCAUUGAACUCUGAACCCUGUCUAUCCCAGUGAAACAGCAUGAAUGUGAAUUAUCUCAUCACCAUUUUGCUAAUUCUAGGCCAAGUUUAGAUCAUUCUUUCAUUAUGAAUGUUUUUGGAGGUACCAUGUUCUCUUUUGCCUGAUGGAUAUUGCAAUAAAUGCUGAUGUAACUCAUCAAUCGUAAAAUAAGUUGAUAAUUGAAAUACAUUUGUAACAUUUAUUGUAACAUAAGACUGUAUAUACAGUAUGUAGUUAAGCCUAUAUGACUGGUGAUGGGUAUGUGCAGUAUAUGAUUAGAUUAAGUUUUUGUUUCAUAAUGUGAACAUAAGGCACAACAAAACCGAAGUAUUAAUUUAUAGCAAAUAUGAAGGUAAUCCACUGUGAAACACUUAGUUAUAAACUGUUCAAAUAUUUUAAACUCUUUAAAGCUGUUACACUAUGAAGCACUUUUUAUAGCCUACAUUUUAUGUACAAAUUUUCUGUCAUUGUCUAUUUUGUUUUGCAAUGCAUGUAACCAAUAGUGUAUUGCCUUUAAUCAUUAUGCUUUGAUUACAUUUUCAGUCACACUUUAAAGUGAUCUGAUUAACUGAGAACAUGUAGUCCACUUAAUACAUAAUUAUUUUGUAGAAAAUCAU
This is a messenger RNA of Myxocyprinus asiaticus (Chinese sucker), 2519 nucleotides long. Its product is annotated as pleckstrin homology domain-containing family S member 1-like. The record is from RefSeq and is a predicted model, not a curated record. Gene Ontology annotation, molecular function: protein binding. The transcript is spliced from 13 exons. The coding region runs from base 706 to 1917 and encodes 403 amino acids. NCBI's taxonomy places the organism in Eukaryota, Metazoa, Chordata, Actinopteri, Cypriniformes, Catostomidae.